Messenger RNA from Hippopotamus amphibius kiboko, 4563 nucleotides. RefSeq names its product maestro heat-like repeat family member 5. Lineage: Eukaryota; Metazoa; Chordata; Mammalia; Artiodactyla; Hippopotamidae. Gene Ontology annotation, cellular component: cytoplasm. The transcript has 34 exons. The record is from RefSeq and is a predicted model, not a curated record. The coding region runs from base 1 to 4497 and encodes 1498 amino acids.
AUGGACAGGCAGCAUUCAGAAAAGCCACCCAGCCACGCCACGGCUGACGGCACCUCCUCAGCCAGCUCCCAGAAGCCCAGAAUCUCCUCCCACAUCUCUGAAUCCACGAAGUACCAGUCUUACAUGAAGGUACCUCGGAAUUCUGCCCGCAGGGACAGACAGACACACCCCACCACCAUCCUGCUCUGCAAGUCACGGAGCAGCCAGGCCGCCCUGGUGCCCAAGGAGCACAAGACAUUCAUGGAGGAAGCCUACAAUGCAGCCAUCUGCUUCAAGAUGCUCCGGGACCUGAAUGGUUCAGACCCCGUCCGCCUGAAGCACAUCAUCAAGAAAAUCAAGAACAUGGCUCACAGGGCCCCCAACCUGGUGCUGGAAACCAUCCAUGACUACUUUGUAGACAACCUGGAGAUCCCCGCCCGGCACAAGUUCCGGCUCUUCCAUGUCCUGCAGGCGGUCAUUGGAGCCAGUGAGUCCCUGGAGGAGACCUGGGAGAAGACCUUCAUACAGCUGGCCCUGGAGAACAUGACCAAGUCCACGGAGCUGGAGGAGGCCUACCAGGACGCAGCCAGCCACGUGCUGGUGGCCAUCUGCAGGCACGCGUGGCGGGUGGUGGCCCAGCACCUGGAGACCGAGGUCCUGUCGGGCACCUUCCCGCACCGCAGCCUCCUCCACGUGAUGGGCAUCCUGACGUCUAACGAGGAACUCUUCAAGGAGGGAGAGAAGGCUUGCUGGGAAGAGCAGCUGGCCAAGAUGGCCGUCAAGUCGGUCCAGUUUCUGAACACAGAAGGGUGGUCCAAGGAGCUGCUGGGGGCCCUCACCAAGCCUGACCAGACACAUCAGGAACAGCCCCUGGAGAAGGCCUUCCUGUUCAUCUACUAUGGGCUGAUCCUCCAAGCCGAGGAGAAUGGCACCACAGUCAGGACACACCUGAGAGCCCUCCUGGAAACGUCCCACCAGUGGCCCAAGCAGAGGGAGGGCAUCGCCCUCACGGUGGGGCUGGCCGCAGCCCGCCACCUGGACCACGUCUGGGCCGUCCUGGAGCAGUUUGGCCGGAGCACACCCAUCAAGUGGAGCCUGAACAGUUUCUCCCCGAAGAACGCAGAGGACCUGCGCUGGAAGUGGGCGAGCAGCACCAUCCUGCUGGCCUACGGCCAGAUGGCGGCCAAGGCCAAGGUCCACAUCCUCCCGUGGGUGGACAACAUCUUGUCCCGGAUGAUCUUCUUCUUCCACUACAGCUCCUGGGACGAGACCCUGAAGCAGAGCUUCCUCAAGGCCAUCCUCAUGCUGGUGAGGGCCAUCAGUCGCAACGAGGGUGCCCACAGCUACGAGUUCUCCCAGGUCUCUGAGCUCCUCGAGUGUCUGAUGCUUCUGAUAGAGAAGGAGCCUCAGGACACGCUGUGCACGUCGACCCGCCAGCAGGCCAUCCACAUCAUCUCCAGCCUCUGUAAGCUGAGGCCGCCCCUGGACGUGGAGAAGAAAUCCCGGCUUCUGUCCAUCAGCCUCCGCAGCGUGUUGUCCCUGCCUCUGCUGGAAGUCCUGGAGAAGCACACCUGCCUUUUUCUGGAGCCGCCCAACAUACAGGUGCAACCCUGGCGCCUGCCCCGCUUCGAGCAGGGUCGCUCGGGAAGGAGGUUGGCCGCCCUGCGGGGAGAUGACUGCCACUGCGGCAGCCGCCACCAGGGGCGCUGCAGUCCCCUGCGGCCUCGCACCCGCCUGGCGCCUGGGGCCAUGGCCAAGGGCCGGGAGCCGCUGUUCACUGAGCACCUGCUGUGUGCCAGGCCCAGCGUGUGCAUUCGCUCACCUUCCCAGCAGCGACCGGACCUGCGCUUCAGGCCUCCCCCUCAGGCAGAGUUCAGGCGGGCACUGGAGGGGUCGGCAGCUUGGGUGGGGUACCAGAGGAGGACCUCACAGCUGGCUCCCCCAGGGAGUGCAGCCGGGAGCCAGGCGCUGGGCUGGGGGCUCUUGUUCAUUCGCAUCCCGUGUCCACCUCCACCCUGGCAGGGAGCUGGCUCCAGCCCAGUUCUCAGCUGCCCCGCGGGGAUGGUGGGGGGCCCUUCCUGGGCGUGGCGCGAGCUCGCUGGUGUGCAGCCCAGCCCGGGGAGCGCUCAGGACACGGGCACCACGGCCCUGAGCGGCCGACGCACACAGCCCUCCCUCCGGCCGGCCGGGGCUUGGCCGCCGCCUGACCUGCUCCACGUCCCGGCACAGAGCCUCUACAACAAGACCUCGGAGGCCCUGGACCAGAUGCUGCAGAGCCUCCUCGUGCAGAACCCCACGGCCGACGAGCUGCACUUCCUGCUGUCGCACCUGUACUUCUGGCUGGCGUCAGAGAAGGCGCACGAGCGGCAGCGGGCUGCGCACAGCUGCGUGACCCUCCUCAAAUUCCUGAGCCACAACCCCCACCUGGACCCCAGAGAGGACUUCAGACGGAUCGGGGAGCUGGUGGGCAUGCUGGGGAUUCUGUGCCAGGACCCGGACGAGGCCACCCAGUCCCGCAGCCUGGAAGGGGUGGGCCAUCUCUACAAGCUCCUGAUGCGCCGCAGAGGGGAAGCUUUACAGGUGCAAGCGCCGUCCGCCAAGCAGCUUUCCAAGGCUGGCGAGGAUGGAGCCCCGCUCUGGAGCGACGGGGACCAGGAGGCCACUGCCCCCAGCCCCCAGGAGGUGGUGCUCUCGAAGGACCACGUCUUCCAGCCUGGCAGCUCCCCAGGCAUCAAGGAGAUCGCAAAGCAUCUCACGAUGGCAGAGCUGACUGACCUCAUCCGGACGGCCGUCGACGGCCUGGGCUCCAUCAGCCCCUUCCGUGUGCAGGCGGCCGCUGACCUGCUGCUCUCUGUCGUCCGGGAGCACGGGGCCAAGCUGAAGACCGUUGCCAACCUGGGCCGGGCCAUCCACCUGCAGCUCUGCUCUGUCCGCAUCCCCCAAGCCAAGGGAAAAGCCCUGCAGGCCAUCACCCUGCUGGCCCGGAACCACACCCCCGAGCUGGUGGCUGCCUUCCUGGACUUCUCCAUACCCCUGAACAGCCACGCCUUGCGCCUGUGGAGGGCCCUGGGGGCCGAGCGGCCCGUGAGCCGCCUGGUGCUGUCCGCGCUGCUGGCCUGGCUGCGGAAGCGGCCCCUGCCCACCAGGACCGCCGCCGGCAGCCCCCGGCCCGAGGAGGAGGCCUACCUGCGCUCCGUGGCUGCCAUGAACACGCUGCAUGAGCUGCAGUUCGCCCGAGAGUUCAAGAAGGCCAUGCAGGAGUCCUACCCUGAGCUCUUCCUGGCCCUCCUCACCCAGAUGCACUACAUCUUGGAGCUGAACCUGCCCAAGGAGUCCCAGCCCGGCAAGGAGGCCCAGGAGGUGGCCGUGCCCAGCCCCCAGAGCUGCCGCACCGCACUGGAGGCGCUGAGGAGCCUGCUCUCCACCACUGGCCACUGGCGGGACUUCGCCCACCUGGAGCUGCAGCGCGCCUGGGACCUCUUCACCACCAUCCACACCUACCCGCAGGGCGUGGGCCUCCUCGCCAGGGCCAUGGUGCAGAACGGCUGCGGGCAAGUCAAGGCGCUGAUCGUCCAGCUGCUGCCCCGCCUGCAGAGCCAGGAGGAGCGGGAGAGGAAGGCGGCCAUCCUCCUCCUCACAGAGUUCCUCUACAGCCCCACCCUGCUGGAGGUGCUCCCCAGACAGGCCGCCCUGACCGUGCUGGCCCGAAGCCUCAGGGACCCCAGCCCCGAGAUCUGCGUGCUGAGCCUGCAGGGCCUGGGAAACAUCCUCUUCCACCCGGAGAAGGGAAGUCUGCUCCGCGGACAGCUGCCGCCCCUCCUGGACGGCUUCUUCCAGAGCAGCGAGCCGGUGGUGGUGCGCCUCAUGCGCACGGUGUCGGACGUGCUGCACCGCCUGGGCCCGCACGGCACGGAGGCCCAGAGCCUGGGCAUCGCCAUCAACGCCCGCUCCUUCUUCGACGACCAGCGGGACGCCAUCCGGGCGGCGGCCGUGGCUCUGUUCGGCGAGCUGGCGGCGGCCAUGGCGGGCCGGAGGCUGAGCGGCCUGCGGACCCAGGUGCGCCAGAGCAUGGUGGCCCUGCUCCUGCACCUGAAGGACAGCUGCCCGGCCGUCGUCACGCAGGCCAAGUUCGCCUUCUACCACUGCUCCGUGCUGCUCCGAUGGCGGCCGCGGCACACCCUCUUCUGCACGCUGGCCUGGGAGAAAGGGCUCAGCGCCCGCCACUUCCUCUGGAGCUGCCUGAUAAGCCACAGCCAGGAGGAGUUGAGCCUCCACUGGGCGCAGGCCCUCAGCUACCUGCACAGCCGCCACCACUACAUCAAGACCUGGGCAGCGCUCUUCAUAGGUUAUACCAUCUGCUACCACCCACAGGCCGUGUCCCAGAUGGUCAACGACGUGGACAUGAAGCUGCUGUUCUGCACUUUUGAGGAUCUCAAAAAUGACCCAGAGCCCGGCAUCCGAGAAUUCGCCACCAGGCAGUCCUCCUUCCUUCAGAAGGUGGCAGCCAGACCGCAGUGACCUCCAGCCGUCUUCCCUCACCUUCCUCCUUCCCCUGUGCCCACCAUGUCAGGCAGCCCUGCCCUG